Molecule: messenger RNA, 867 nt
Organism: Guillardia theta CCMP2712
Lineage: Eukaryota; Cryptophyceae; Pyrenomonadales; Geminigeraceae
Exons: 2
Coding region: 1-867 (288 amino acids)
Biological process (GO): monoatomic ion transport; transmembrane transport
Cellular component (GO): voltage-gated sodium channel complex; plasma membrane
Molecular function (GO): voltage-gated sodium channel activity
Source: RefSeq, a predicted model, not a curated record
AUGAGAAACGUAUCAAAACCAUCCCCAGAGAUUCGCUCUCUCGCAAAUCUGCAGCAUGACAAGACAUUCAAACUAGCAGAAUGCGGCAAGCAGCUUCGAUCUGGCAUCCUCGAGAAGAAGAUCGCUGGUACAGUCGUCACAUGGAAGACACAAGGCGUCGUCCUCACCGACCGCAUGAUCUGCUUCCUCAACGACGAUGGCGUCAUCGAGGACGACGAGACCGUGAUCGACUACAUCCCGCUGCAUGAGGUGGUGCAGCUGAUGAUGGAGGGGGAGAACAAGAGCGAGCGCGAGGAGAAGCUUUGCCUCAUCAUCCGCACGGUAGAGGGAGGACACAACUCCGGGCGUACGUACGUGUAUCGGAUGAAGACGGAGGCGGAGUGCCUGGAAUGGCACAAGGACAUGUCGACGGGGCUGAAGCUGGCGAUGAAGGCGAAGCGGCAAGAGCAAGAGCUGCAAGAGAUCGGGGACAGCAAGUAUCUGUGGCUGCGCUUCAAGGCGAAGAAGCUGAUCAAGGCGCGGACAACACACAUAGUGAUGUCAGUGCUGAUCUUCAUCAACUUCUUCGUGGAUGUGUACGAGGCCGAGGAGCUACCAUCCGUCUCGUCUCUAGAGGGAUGGAUAGUCCGACUGGUCGGUAUCGUCGUUACAGCUUUCUUCACAGUAGAGGUGUCGGUAGCAGCGUUCGCCAUGUCCGAGAACCACUUCAAGCCCUUCUACUCAGACCCCUGGAACAUCAUGGACCUCAUGGUCGUCGUUGUCUCACUCGUAGUCACUCCCUUCGAGACAGACCCGCAGCUGAAGGUGUUGGGGCUUGUGCGGAUCUUCAGGUCAGGAGGAAGGAGGAGGGAGGGGCGAGGCUGGUGA